Molecule: messenger RNA, 2731 nt
Organism: Meloidogyne enterolobii
Lineage: Eukaryota; Metazoa; Nematoda; Chromadorea; Rhabditida; Meloidogynidae
Source: the annotation of a GenBank genome assembly
UGUGGAUGUAGGGGAAUGGACUAUCGCGAUCGGAGUCGGAAUAACCUCAAGACAAUCAAGGAGGACACAGACGUCGUAAAUUGUGUUCGUGCAUCAUUCCUAAUUUCAAACUAUUUUUUAGUCUUGGGAAAUUAUGUUAGGGAUAUUUCAAAUUAAUUUUUCACAUACUAAAAUAUUUUUUAAAAUGAUUCUUGAUAAAUUAUUAUUUUUAAAAGAUUAAUAAAAAAUUUUUUGGAAUAUUUAAAAUAUUUUUUAGAGUUAAUUUUAAUUUAAUUUAAAAAAUUUUAAUUUUCAGGAAAUUCUAAAAAAAUUAAUAUUUUUCUAAAUGAUGGAAGCAUUAUCUCCCCCCGAUCAAAAUAAUUUUCGCCAUUUAUCCAAUAUUUCCCCUUCACAUCUUUCUCCUUCUUCCUCAUCUUCUUCUUCACCCUGUGGCUUUGAUUCUUCUUCAGAUGUGGAACAACGAUUUAAAAAUAAUAAAAAUCUUGUGGGGAAACGAUUUUAUGUUUCUAGAGUGCAAACACCCCAAAUAAAUGAACAACAAAAAAAUAAAGAAAUUGGGAAAUUAAAUAAAAAUAAAAUUGAAUUAAAUGAUGAAAUAAAUUCUGAAAUUGCUACAAAUACUAGAAUUAGUAAUGAUGAGGAAUUAAUUACGUUUAGAUACACGUGGCCUGUUAAAAUUACGGAAAGACUAAUCUCCCUCGGAGAAACAGCAAUCUUAAACGUCAGUCCACCUUUCUGCACUGCCUACAAUGGUGUUCAAUUCACCUGGCUUUUGCGGAUUUGUGAAGAAAAUAUACUUUUUAAUGAGGGAAUUAGUAACGAGAGUACUUUAUCUAGUGGAAAUUAUAAUGAAAAGAAAGAUAGUUUUGUUGGGAAGAAGAAAGUAAACAUAACUUUGUAUUACAAAGAUGGACCAGCUAGGGAUGUUAGACUACAUGGGGGAGAAAUAUCAAUACUCAACUCGAAUGGGCUCAUUUUUGAGGAAAUGCCUUUAUGUGAAUUAGAAUAUAUUAAAGGAGGUGGCUGGUCACCAAUUAAUAAUAUGUGUGUUGAAAACAAUAAUAUUAACUCAAUUUCUGCCGAACAAUUAAAAUUUAUUGAAUUUAUACAUUCUCAUGUUGGUAGACACAUUUCUGUGAGGAUUAAAUUGGAAAUGCCUGUCAGUCUCUUCCAACCACUACAAUAUUUACCAAGCAUAGACUCUCCUUUAAGCGACAAAUUGGAAGCUUUGUGUGCCCAAGUAUUAGAGGAAAUUCGUUCAAAUCAACUUAAAGUCCCCGAUGUUGAAUUUUUCGAUCCUAAAGCAGACAAAUAUGCUUUGUAUCGUCAUGUUUAUUUAUUUGCUUGUCAAGUGAUUUUUGAACGUUUUACUAAUAAUGAAUGGGCAAUGUUAAAAAAUUCAGCAGAAUUAAAAGAAAAAAUUAGCAAUAUUUUUGCCCAUUAUUACUUUAACAAAAUAAUUGUACCCGAAGCAGAAUGUUUUGAAGACUUCUUAGAAGCUUUGGAUGCUUCCAUGCAUGUACAGUUUCCUGCUUUGCGCAGGGAAUGCGAAAGAUAUAUUUGUGCUGAAGUUAUUGCUGAAUCAACAGAUUUGUCUUUAGCUAAGAAAAUGCUUGUUUUGGCCGCUAGGUUUAACCUGCCUGUUUUAAAAAUGGUAUCUUUUGGUGUUAUAGUCGAUCGUCUUUUGCUUUUACAAGAUGGAAACACUCAAAAUAACAAUAGUAAUUCAAAUUCUCUUACAAAUAUAUCAGAUGAAAUUACUGGAAAUAUCUCAAAUCGAAAAUUCGGCCGUGGAAGUCAAGACAGUGGAAAUAUGACUCUUGAAAGUAGUAUGGAUGAAAUACGUGAAGAAUUGCUUGAAAUUGCUGAAAAAAUAAAUCAUGUAGAUCACGGCAACAACCAUCACCUUUUCCAUUCAUCCUCUGAUAAUAUAGAAAAUUCAAAAAAUCAUCAAAAUCAGCAACAAAAACAAUUAAAAUUUCGUCGUCAACACAGUAACAGUUUGUGUAGUCCAACCUCCCCAACAAACCCCCAAUUCCCGAAAAUAACAAAAUCAACAACAUUCUUGUCUAAUUCGGCCCUCUUGAAUGAUAAAGAUGAAGAGGAAGAAGAAGAUGAUGAGGAAGAGGAUGAUUCUGAUGAGUUUGAACCUGGAAAUGAGACACUUGUGGGGACUGUUGUUUCCCAACUUGAACAGAUGGCUAGAUAUAUCAGAAAGGUUUCUAUGCCUCCUGGGGCUAGUCCGGCGCCGUUAAGUGAAACAAUAAAUCAAAAUCAAAACAACGAAGAUUUAAUUAUUCCUUCAUCCUCCUCUCCAUCAGUAAUGAACGAAACUAAUCAGAACAAUAAAAAUUUAAAUCAUCGUCGUUCCAGUUUAAUGACUUGCAGAGAAAUGUUGCUUCAACAAAAUUUGAAAGAAGAAGAAAAUUAUUUAAAUAAAGGAUUUGGGAAGGAAGAAAAUACAAGCAACUUUUUUAGUCAAUUAUAUGCUGGGACUAAAUUAAAUAAUAAUACAAUUGUAAAUUCUGAUUGUAAUUAUGAAAAUCAGAAUGAUGGACAAUAUAAAUGUGAAUCAGAAGUCAAUGCCAAAAACAACAACAAUUUACUUAAUAAAUUGCCACACUCUUCUAAAGCAAUAACUAUAAGUGAUAAAGUUGAUGUAAUUGAAGAUCCAUUUUCCAGUGAAGAAAUGAGAGGGAGAAAUGUUGAUUUUGAGGAGGAUUAUGAUUAA